ACAAAAUACCGAACCUCUUACUUAUUACAUACAUUUUAAGAAUUAUAAGCCUCUGUCCUUAACGUUUUCUUCACUGUGCAGAAAUUAGGAGGAAUAUGAGUAGAAGUGCAGAAGAAGUUUUUCCAAUGGUCGGAGAGUUCAGCGAGUCAGAGUUCUCUCCCAUCUCAGCCCCAUCUUUUAGUACUGUUCUCUCUCAAAAUGAUCAGCCCCCAUAUCUGCAAUUCCUUAUGACCAGCGACCUCUUACAGGAGAUAAUUAGUACACCCACAGAGACCGAGAUUGAGGUCCUUGAGAAAAUCUCUAUGCAUGAGAGGAAUAUGGGAAUCGCAUGUGGACCUAACGAUCGGAAGAAAUGGAUGGUGAAGAAACUGCAGAUGGAAGGCUAUCAAUCUUCUCUCUGCACUACUUCUUGGGUUUCCACUUUUGGUCGUUCCAGAAGUCGCUUCAUAGAUCCAUCCGAAGUUCUGCAAUACACAGGAAAAUAUGAAUAUAUUGAUGUCAUGGUGAGAGGUGGAAAUGAUCAGAAUCCAACAAGGCUUAUUGUGGAUAUGGAUUUUAGGUCUCAGUUUGUAUUGGCAAGGCCUACACCAAGUUACAUGGAGCUCGCAAACAUCAUCCCUUCCAUCUUUGUUGGGACUGAAGAGAAGCUCGAGAAGAUAGUCUCUCUGAUAUGCUCAGCAAUGAAACGAUCACUAAGAGAGAGCGGCCUCUACAUUCCUCCCUGGAGAAAAACCAGCUACAUGCAGUCCAAAUGGCUUUCUAAGAACUGCAAGAAAGUCUCCGUCUGAGCCACCCAUAAUUAGGGUUUGGGUAUGCAUGAAAAGAAGUACUGGAUGAUGCAGGUGCUUUUGAAGCCUAACAAAAAUGGAGGUUUUUUGUCUUUCUUUUUUGUGAGUUUGGAGUUUUUUAUUUCGUAGGGGAAGACCUCAGUUUUUUUAUUUUAGGUCUUUUUCUGAUUCAGCUUUUGUAUGGUUUUGGACAAGUCAAAAUCGACAAGAUCAGGAGAGAUAUAUACUAUAGCUCAUGUAAGCUGAUAAUUAAAUCAUGAAUAUCAAUACCUUUUGCUUUCCGAUUACCUUCCAGCUCGAUCGAUUUACUCAGCUGCCAAACAAACGGGUUGAGAAAGUUCUUCCCAGGAGAAAAACCUGCAUGCAAUAUGAUUCUCAAAUUGAGAACCAUAGUCCGAAACAAAAUUAUGGAAAAGUCAUGUGCGGAACUGUUAUUUGCAGUCGAAAGCUCCCGAUCGAUAUGUGAUCUU
This is a messenger RNA of Juglans regia (Persian walnut), 1258 nucleotides long. RefSeq lists its product as uncharacterized. NCBI's taxonomy places the organism in Eukaryota, Viridiplantae, Streptophyta, Magnoliopsida, Fagales, Juglandaceae. The transcript has 3 exons. The record is from RefSeq and is a predicted model, not a curated record. Bases 96 to 788 code for a protein of 230 amino acids.